GUCAUGUGAUAUUAUUACAUAUCACGAUAACCAGAGACCUGGGGAAACGCGGUCGCAUAGAUUGAGACGGAUUUUUGACAUGGCUGUCGUACGAAGCACGCAAUUCCUAAGGAAACUUGGCAGUGCCAGACCAACAGUUUUCCAGUCCAGUAGAAGUUAUGGCACUAGGACCUUCGUCACCAAGAGACCAGUGCUGCUAGGUGCAGCAGCAGUGGCUGUAGGGACUGCGGGAGCAUAUACAGCUUACAAACUGUAUGGUGGUGAUGUUCCCAAACAUGCUCUCCUUCAGCCAGUGCAUGCUGCAACCUUGCCGGAAAGUCAGCCAUCUGUCUUUUCUCAGACCAAGCAGCAUGCUUUGUACCUUUGGAUCCACUUGAAACCAGAGGCAGAUUCCAAGGCGUGUGCUAAAGUGGUGGCCAACCUGCAGAAACAUGUUGAUGCUGUGGACCCCCCUGCUGACAGAACUGAGGAUUCUGAGAUAUGGGCUGGUGUUGGCUUUGGCCCCAAUUGUUACAGCCAGCUUGGUAGAAAAACCAAACAGGACUAUGCAUACCGACACCGCCAGGGUCCAUUGGGAGAGAUGCCCAGUACAGGUGGGGAUAUCUUUGUCCAUGCUAAAUGCGAUGAACAGAGUAAGUUGUUUGAGCUGUGUCAGCAGAUCUUGAAGAGUCUCCCCAAGGACAGUGUCAAGGAGUAUGAGGAUGUGUACAGCUUUGUCUUCAGAUAUGGCAGGGAUCUGUCAGGAUUCAUUGAUGGCACUGAGAACCCAGCAGAUGAUGAAUCUCGCCAAGAAGUGGCCGUGGAGAAAGAGACUGGUGGGAGUUAUGUGAUUACACAGAAGUGGAUUCAUCGAAUGAAUGUCAUUAACAGCACAAAAGACUCUGUCAUGGAAGGUUGGGUUGGCAGAAGUAGGGAAGACAGCACUGAGCUGAAGAAAAAACCCAUCUCUUCUCAUGUUGCCCGAAUGACUGGAGGAAAUGCCUUUGCACAGCCAAAGAAGUUUGAGAUUGUUCGUCAGUCCAUGCCCUAUGGCAAUCUGAGUGACAAAUGUGGUCUGUUCUUCAUUGGCUAUGCUGCUCAUCCUCAAAACUUUGAGUUCAUGCUGGAUCGCAUGGUUGGCGCUGGCGGAGACCCUCACUCGGAUGAUGUGAUGAGGCUUUCGGAUUGUGUUAAGGGAACCUAUUGGUAUUUCCCUGGAGCCGAAGAGUUGAAAAAAUUGCGUUAAAGAUGAGCCAGAUCAGAAAAAGAUUCACAGGGUGAAAAUAUCUUAAGUAUUGAGUGAUUAGCUAUUUCACUAGAUUAAAUAACAAAAAUUAUUAUUUACAAAAUGUAGGACUGACAUUUUGUUUAUGAUAUACAUGUACCACACGACUUAUUUUAUGUGCAAAAUACAGGAUGUGUAAUGCUACAUUUCUUAAGAUCCAACUCCUGAUAAUGUUUUCAUCAAUGUUUAGUUUUGUGGAAGAAGCAAUUAAUUAUUAAUGGAAAAAAUGAAAACAAGUUUGGAAUGUUUUAUAUAUCAGAUAUUAUGCAGCUUAAUGAAUUAUUGUUGUUAUUGCUUGCGCAAAGAAUAUCGUUGCAACUAAAGACAGACGCCGUGAUACAUGUACAUCGUGACAGACAAAUUUAGCGACUAAUAUUUUAUAUAUGAAAUAGUAUGUAACCAGUGUACCAGUAUUGUUAUUCUUACUCGCACAGAAUAUAUUGAUACAGUUCUAAAGAUAUAUGUCGCGAUAAUAUUCUUCAUUACAUUUCAGUGUUGUGUAAGAGGCAGCUAUUGAUAAAACGAACGCUACAAUCAAAACUUUUAUGUCAUUGUAUAUUUGAGCAAUAAUUUUACAUGGUAUUUUUGUGAAGUAAUUUUGAGCCUGUCAAUUUUCCAACUGCGUUGAUAAAUUACUAAUAUUUAGUAGAUAAAUUGUAAUGUGAACUGAACGAACAAUUGCUAUUGUUAUAGUGGUAUAUAUUUCAUUUAAUACUGGAAACUGUUGGAGGCAGAGGUGGGUGGGUCAUCGUGCAAAUCUGUCAAUGUGUUUCAAACUUAACAUCGAGUGAUUGUGUCGGGGUGGUCUAUCGGCUAUACUGUUGUAAACCUCACAUAAUAAUGUAGAAUUAGUUAUGCCAUGUGCUCAGCAAAUCGCAAAGUGAAAUUGCAAUCUUUUCACUGUGUCUUUAAAAGUAUGGGUAGGCUACUAGUACAGGUAGCAUGUGCAUGCGUCUGAUAUUUGUUGGCCAAGGACAUAUAUAAAUGCUAUGCAAAUAUUUUUACUUGAUAUUAUAUGCAUUCUGCUUUGUAUUGCAAUAGUUGAAAGAAAAUAAAGGAGUUUACUAGUACGAUAAUUA
Molecule: messenger RNA, 2343 nt
Organism: Lingula anatina
Lineage: Eukaryota; Metazoa; Brachiopoda; Lingulata; Lingulida; Lingulidae
Cellular component (GO): cytosol
Molecular function (GO): heme binding; peroxidase activity
Source: RefSeq, a predicted model, not a curated record